Messenger RNA from Ilex paraguariensis (yerba mate), 1644 nucleotides. NCBI's taxonomy places the organism in Eukaryota, Viridiplantae, Streptophyta, Magnoliopsida, Aquifoliales, Aquifoliaceae. The record is from the annotation of a GenBank genome assembly.
AUGGGCUUAUCCACAUCUUUACUCUUGUCAGCGUUGGAAGAAGUUGUAAAAUAUAGAUUUUUUGGUUUAGCCCCCGACGCCAAUCUUACUUCCAAGGACCAAGAGAUGACCUUGAGAACUGAUAGUUUCAAGAAAACAGAUUCAGAAAACAUCACCAAGGCCAAUGCAUCUGAGAACUUCCUUAGAAAGAAUUCAAUAAGCUUGAAGGCCUGUGAACCUGUAAAAGUAAUGCUUGAAACAGCUCUUUCAUUCAAGAGUCUAGUUCAAGACAUAAGCAAAUCAGAUCAAUUGAAUGAUUUGAAUGCACAAGCUGCUGAUGGAUUAGCUCACAAAUCUAUUGCCACAAUUUCUCUUCCUGCACCGGAAAUAUGGUUUUCACCAAGACCUGUCAGUGAGCUUGAUGCUGCAGCAGUUAAGCUUCAGAAAGUAUAUAAGAGUUAUCGGACUCGUAGAAACCUUGCAGAUUGUGCAGUGGUGGUUGAGGAGCUCUGGUGGAAGGCAUUAGACUUUGCUGCUCUAAAACGAAGCUCAGUGUCAUUCUUCAAUGUCGACAAACCAGAGACUGCUGUUUCACGGUGGGCUAGAGCGAGGACAAGAGCUGCCAAAGUGGGAAAGGGCUUGUGCAAGAAUGAGAAAGCUCAAAAACUGGCACUACAACAUUGGUUGGAAGCUAUUGAUCCACGCCAUCGGUAUGGGCACAAUUUGCACAUGUAUUAUGAUGUGUGGUUCGAAAGUGAAAGCACACAACCUUUCUUCUACUGGUUGGAUGUUGGGGACGGAAAAGAAGUGAAUCUUGAGAAGUGCCCAAGGAUCAAUCUGCAACGUCAAUGCAUUCAAUACCUAGGACCAAACGAGAGGGAAGCGUAUGAAGUAACUGUUGAAAAUGGGAAGCUUGUGUACAAAAACAGUGGUAUCUUUGUUGAAACUGUUGAGGGUUCUAAAUGGAUAUUUGUUCUGAGCACAUCUAGGACUUUGUAUGUGGGGCAGAAGAAGAAAGGUGUGUUUCAGCAUUCAAGUUUUCUCUCUGGUGGUGCCACCACGGCGGCUGGAAGAUUAGUUGCCCACAGUGGUGUUCUUGAGGCUAUAUGGCCAUAUAGUGGUCAUUACCACCCAACAGAAGAGAACUUCAGGGAAUUCAUUAGCUUCCUGGAGGAGCACCAUGUAGAUCUCUCAAACGUUAAGAGAUGUGCAAUCGACGAUGAUUGUCCUUCAUUUAAGGUUCCUGAUGAGGAAUCCAAGCCAAAGCCGGCAAUGAGUCUUGCAACAACUAGACAUUCAGAACAUACAAACACAAUUGGUGUAGAUGUUCCAACAAGGGUAAUAGAGAUUGAAACAGAUCAUCAAGAAGACAAGGACACUAAUGAUGCUAAUGUGGAUGCACAAGUCUUUAACAUUGCUGAACGCUUAUCCUGCAAGUGGAGUACAGGAGCUGGACCACGCAUUGGUUGCGUUAGGGACUACCCGUCUGAGUUACAAUUCCGAGCACUUGAACAAGUUAAUUUGUCUCCUCGUGUGGCUUCCGGGCACUUUGGUAACUAUGGUCCAAUCCCAUCGCCACGACCAAGCCCAAAAGUUCGGCUCUCUCCAAGGCUUGCAUACAUGGGACUACCUAGUCCUAGGACCCCCAUUGCCACAGCUAACUGA